UUUCGGUAUUCUUUGUUUAUUUUAGAUUCCCCCUUUUAACAAUAGGCAGCUAUAUAACAAAAGGGGAUAAUGGGCGCGUCAUUAAGCUCAAAAUUUCUUUUCUAAUUAUGCGACGAAAUGUCCCAUGCUUCCAAGGUCACAUUUUGGACAAUAGGAUGACUAAAGCCAUAAUUUUGGUGUUUAGACACUUUUCGAAACUCGGAUUGAUCUAUUAUUUUCAAAUAAAAUCACAUUUCUACAUUUUAAUUUCAAAACUAUUUUGUUUUCUUUGUGUGCUUUUAUAAAAUUAUUUUGGUAAAAAUUUUUUGAAAAUUUUUGUUUUAAACUUUUGAAUUUUCUAAGAUUGUUAUAUUUUUGUUUUAAUUUUUAAUUAAUUUUAAUCAAUUUUUUAAUUUUUUAAAUAAAAUGGCUGCAAUUAUUGAUGAAGACCCUAUUGGUGUAGAACACGUUGAUGAUGACCCUUUGGCUACUGAUGGUGGAAAACUUGAAUCAGAAGAUGGCCGUGAAGAAGUUUUUGUAAAGCCGUUGAUAACUUAUUAUUGUCAUUGUGGUCAAAUGUCUUUAAUUUCUGAUACUCCAAUUGCAAGAAUGCCUUUAAGAAAGCGUGAUGGGGCGCGUGUUAUUGACCCAAAAUGGACAAUUGCAAAAAUGUUUUAUGACAAUGGAGAUACUGUUUAUAUUCGCCGUCCAGAAGGUUUGGAACAACAAUAUAGAAGAAAUUGCCGUAAAUGUGGAGUUCCAAUAUUUUAUCAACACCCUUUUAAUCUUCAAAUAACCUUCAUUUUUGAAUCGGCGCUGUUAUCUGCUAAUGAAAUUGGGGGAAUUACUGGAAAUAAUGAAGAGGAAAAAGUACAAAAAGUUAUGCUUAAAAAACAUGUUAGAAAUCAAGGCAAAGUCGGUUCUGUAACCGUAAGUACAGUUAAUGAUGAAGAAGAGGAAGUAGAAGCUAAAGAAGUUCUCGAAAGUUAUUCUCUUAAUGCUAGAAUUGUUGAAGAGGCAAUGACCCGAAAAGGAAUGAUUCGAAAACGAAUGCUUGGAGAAGAAAAGAAUAAAUCGGAACAGGUUAGAACAAAAAAGAAGCAUGGAACGCUUUAA
Molecule: messenger RNA, 1095 nt
Organism: Meloidogyne enterolobii
Lineage: Eukaryota; Metazoa; Nematoda; Chromadorea; Rhabditida; Meloidogynidae
Source: the annotation of a GenBank genome assembly